AUGACCUCGACGAAGCCGAUCAUCACGUUUUCAUGGCUGUUGCGAUCCUACAAGAGGCCUAGGUUUAAGCUGGAAUGGCUCGGUUUCGUGUUCGCCUGCCUUUUGUCCAGUUGCUCGGCAAGGAACAAUCCACCGCGUUUCCUGAUCGACGGCCAAACGGAAAUCAUUCUCAGGCAGAAAGAAGGUCCUGAUACGCCAGUUGGCAGUUUAAUUUACAGGCUUCGCGGCAUCGAUCCUGACGGUGACAGCCUGACGUUCGGCGUUAGAGAUCAACCUGGCAGCGACGUGAUUCGGGUCGAGAAUUUUAGCCCAACCGAGGCCAAUAUUUACUUGAACAAAUUGCUGGACAGAGAGGUGAGGGACGAGUACGCGUUGGUGUUGACUCUGACAGAUGGAAGAUUGGGCGAGGGAAAUUUCAUCACGCAAAGUUUAUUGCUGCUUGUCGAAGAUGUUAAUGACAACGUGCCAAUAUUUCGUCCGCACCCGACUUCCUUGACGUUACGCGAGGAUUCCGGGCCAAGCGUUUUAACAACGGUCGAAGCCACGGACGCGGACUUGGGGGCGCACGGCCAGGUGGUUUACUACCUGCAGGAACUGGACGGGGAUAAUGACGUGUUCAGUAUUUCGACCGUCAAUGGAAAAGGUGUCAUCCGGUUGGUCGGCCGCCUCGAUUACGAAAAGAAAUAUUUGUACCAGUUGAGGAUUUUGGCGAUCGAUCGAGCGAUAAACGAAAAGGUAAAUACAGGAACAACCGCGAUACUCGUCAAAGUUCAGGACGUCGAGGAUCAACCUCCGGAGUUCAUAACCAUGACACCUGUUGCCAGAAUCAGUGAGAAUGCUAGGAUAGGCACAUCCGUUCUCCACGUGCGCGCAGUGGACGGCGACAAGGGAAUAAACAACAAAAUCGUAUACAGCAUCACCCAAGGGCCGAGAUAUCUGUUCGACAUAGACGCGACAUCCGGCCUGGUGUUCACCAGGGCGCAACUCGAUCGAGAAGCGGAGGAGAACGCCGACGGCACUUUCAUCCUGGAAAUCACCGUGAGAGAAGUGUCGAAAGUCGUGCCCGCGCCAUCGGUUUCCACCGAAGUCACCAUCAUUCUGACGGACGUGAACGACGAGGCCCCCAAGUUUCGUAGCCCGAGAUAUCGUGCCGAGAUAAACGAGAACGCGCCGUACAAUACACCGGUCAAUUUCAUCGGUGAUGCGAUACCGGAAGUUUACGAUCACGACUUGGGUACAAAUGGUACGUUCAGAAUGUUCAUCGAAGGUGAUGACGGAAUUUUCGACGUAACCCCGUCCAGAGGAAUCAACGAAGCUCCCUUCCUUAUACGCGUCAAAAAUUCCAGCAAGCUGGAUUUCGAAACUAGAUCGGCGGUAAAUUUCACGUUAAUCGCGAAGGAAGUGGUGACAUCGGCACCGAAACUUAGCAAAGUGCCGGUAGUCGUUUUCGUAAAAGAUCAGAACGAUAAUUAUCCGGAGUUCACGGAAGACAAAUACGAGGUAUCGAUUCCGGAAAACUGCGCUGUUGGAACCACGGUGGCGUGGGUUCAAGCCUUGGACGAGGACAGUGACAAUUUUGGGACGCAUGGGAUUAGAUAUACGAAUUUAGGUGGCAGUAUUGCACACGCACUAUCAAUGGAUCCUUUAACAGGGAUAAUCACGGUUAAGGAACCCGGGACAAGUUUCGACCGAGAACUGGUAUCUCGGCAUUACUUAACCGUGGAAGCGAGAGACGAUCUUGGGAAAGGGAAUCGCAAUACCGUCCAACUGAUCGUCAAUGUAAACGACGUUAACGACAAUGCGCCCAUAUUUCUGCAAAACAAAUACGAAGCGGUGCUUCUUGAAAACGAGGAUCAUUUUCAAUCGCCAUUAAUCGUCGAGGCAUUCGACAUCGAUUUGAACGGUACCAAGAACAGCGAAGUGGUGUACGCUUUGGUGUCGGGAGAAUUUUCGAGGAAUUUCAGUAUCGAUUCGAGGCAAGGGAUUAUCACCCCUACAACACCUUUGGAUUACGAAGCUUUGCCAAUCAGUCAAGGGCACAAGGAAACGUCGGUACGCCCGUUGAGAUUGACAGUGCGGGCCAGGGAUAUGGGUAGCCCAAGCCUGAGCUCGGACGCGCCAUUAAUUAUUUACCUGAAGGACAUCAACGAUAACGCGCCCGCAUUCGAGAGAACGUUGUACAAAAGAAGCAUUCCCGAGGAUCUGCCUGGUGGCACCAGUGUGGUUCAAGUCAAAGCUUGGGACAAGGAUUUGUCCUCGCCCAACAACAAAUUAGUGUAUCGAAUCCAAAGCGGUGCAGGCGAUAAAUUCGUAAUAAGCCCGGAAAUAGGGGUAAUUAGGGUUGCGCCGGGAUCUAAUUUAGAUCCUGAUCUAACCUCGCCGAAAACAACGAGGUACAGCUUGAACGUUAUCGCGAUCGACAGUGGGACGGAGAUUCAAAGAACGGCCGAAGUUCUAGUCAAUAUCACUAUCGUCGAUGUUAAUAAUAAACCACCUGUUUUCAUCGAUCCUGGUACAGUGACUAUUCGUGAAAAUACGCAGGUUGGAGCUUACGUGCACCGUGUUGUUGCUAAUGAUCCAGACAUCGCGCCUAUAUUGCGUUACCGUAUCGAUCCGAAUUCUUCGGAGGCAAGAAACGAGGAAGGGACGUUGAUCAAGAUCCAAGAGUACGAUUAUCUGUCCACGUUGGAAUUGAACGCACUCGAUGGAUUGCUUCGCGUAGUCAAAUUGUUAGACAGAGAAAGGGUGGAGACGAUAAGAUUGGGAUUGAUCGUUGAAGAUUUGGCUGCGAUCAGGGGGAUACAGACUGCAUCCGCCACGUUGAACAUAAUAAUCGAGGACGAGAACGAUAACAAUCCACGAUUCCGCCGGCCAUUUUACAGACGAUCGGUGACAGAGAACAGUAAAAAUGGUGUGAACAUCGCGAACAUCGUGGCUGAUGACGCUGACAAAAAUCGGAGCAUUACGUAUUCCUUGGAAAGUCCUAAAGAGCUCACGGAUUUAGUCCAUCUUGACUCUGAAACGGGUGAAAUGGUGGUUGCGAACAAGAUCGAUAGAGAGCAAUAUUCCUGGCUCAAUCUGUCGGUUCGAGCCACCGACUCAGGAAUUCCACCCAGAUCAAGUCUUUCCGAAGUGUACGUUCAAGUAUUGGAUGAAAAUGAUAAUAAUCCAUACUUUGUCACUGACAUUAAUAAUCUGAACGUGAUGGAAAAUUCUAAAAUUGGUACAGAGAUUGCCACGAUCCAAGCUAGAGAUCCCGACAGCGGAGAUUAUGGAAAGAUUACGUAUCUUUUAGACAGAAUGUCAUCCGAGGGCACGUUUGCCAUCCAUCCUGAAACUGGUGCAUUGACUGUAGCAGAUUCGAUUGAUUGGGAAGUGAAACAAAAUUACGUUCUAGUCAUAGAGGCUUGGGAUAAUUAUCAAUUUGGUUACACUGCUGGUGAAUCGAGAAAUGCUUUCAAACAGAUCCAGGUGACGGUGACGGAUGUUAACGACAACCCACCAAAAAUGGACGUACCCCCGACAUGCGUUACAAUAUCAGAGUUCCACGACAUUAAAGAUCUUAUUUUCGCCGUGAAAGCGAAGGAUGCGGAUGAUCCGAAGACGCCAAAUGGCCGCGUGAAAAUUCGAAUUCUUUUCGGGAAUGAAUUAGGUCUGUUCAUGUUGGAGCAAACGGAUUAUUGGACAGCGAAUAUAAAAGCAGCGCACCCUCUUCGAGGAAAAUUCGGGAAUUAUUCGUUGCAUCUGGAAGCACGAGAUCUCGGCAGUCCAUCUAACAAAGACACUGCUGUUCUGCACAUCUGUGUGACCGAUUACAACGACAAUCCGCCAUUGUUUAUCAGUCCACAUCACAAUACGACUAUUCGAAUACCAGAGAACGUAACAGUUGGAACACCGAUCAUACAAAUCGAAGCCAAAGACGCCGAUACCGGUCCAAAUGGGGAUGUUCAUUACCGUUUGAAGCAAGACUUGGCCGGCCAUUGGAGAACUUUUCACAUCGACGAUGUAACUGGAAUUAUCUCGUUAAAACUUCCUUUGGACAGAGAAACGCAAAAAUUGUACGAGAUCAGAGUGGAAGCUUACGAUCUAGGAACUCCAACCCCGCUCAGCACGGAUCUAGAUCUAAUAAUCUACGUGCGAAACAUUAACGACUACGAACCUCAAUUUUUGCUAGACGUAUUCAACAUCAACUUUACGGAAGAACAAGCUCCAGGAACCGAAACGGUACAAUUGCCGGAAACAAUCGACAAAGACGAGGUUGAUGAUCUCGAUGAUCCCCCGACCCAAGUGUGCUACUUCAUAAUCAACGGGAACGACGACGGCCUCUUCAUCCUUGACAUUUUUAAACACGAGUUAACCACCGCCAGGAUAUUGGACAGGGAGCAGCAAGAGGAACAUUUGUUGAUCAUCAAAGCGACAGAGGAUUGUAACAUCGUUCCGGCGAACGAGACGUUGUUCGACGAAACGAACGACACCACGUUGAAAGUUGUUAUAAACGUGAUGGAUAUAAAUGACAACCCGCCCAAGUUUGUCAGUAAAAUAUUUACGGGAGGGGUUACGACCGAAGCUGAUUUUGGCUCCCAAUUUAUGCAAAUCAAGGCGAUCGAUUUGGACGCGGAUGACAACGCCGUGGUCAAUUAUUAUCAAAUUGGUAAGAUACACAUGACUUUGACAGAGGGUUUAGACGAUAUCGAGUUACAACCGUUUCUUGUUAACAAACUCACGGGGGUAGUGAGCUUAAAUUUUGAUCCUCAAAGAGGGAUGAAAGGAUAUUUCGACUUUAUGGUGCUGGCAAAUGAUACUUACGGGUUAGAAGAUACCGCGAGGGUAUUUAUUUAUUUAUUAAGAGAGGAUCAGAGAGUUCGUUUUGUAUUGCGACAACAUCCACCAGAAAUAAGGAAUAAGAUAGAAACGUUUAGAGAAAUAUUGGGGAACGUGACCGGGGCUAUAGUCAACAUAGACGAAUACAAGAUUCACGAGAAUCACGAUGGCUCUGUCGAUCGAACAAAGACCGACUUGUACAUGCACCUUGUAAAUCGUCGAGACAAUUCCAUUCUCGAAGUGUCGGAGGUUCUCGAAUUGGUGGACAGAAAUAUAGAGAAGCUCGACGGUCUGUUCAAGGAAUUCAAUGUUCUGGACACGCAAGCGGCCCAGUAUCAACCGAUUGUUCAGUACGAGCAAGCGGGAACCACUUUUUGGCUUUUGACUUUGACCUUGUUUCUGGGUGCUCUGCUAAUUCUCUGCAUAGCCCUCUGUAUCUCGCAGAGGGCCUCGUUUCGAAGGCAAUUGAAAGCAGCUAACGCCACCCCGUUUGGAACCUCGGACGCGGAAUUUAUCAGAGGACCCGGCCGCGUACCGAACACGAACAAGCACAGCGUGGAAGGUUCCAAUCCCAUAUGGAUGCAUGCUUACGAGAACGAAUGGUUUAAAAGUGACGAAUCGAUCAGUCAUAUGUCCGAAAGAGACUCUUUGGACGAAAAUGCGCUGAACAACGAAGAGAUAAUGAACGAAGCUAACGCAAACCAAAGAAACGAUGAUAAACCGUAUUAUAUCGAGCCAAGAGUGUCUUCCAUUUCGAGCGCGGAAAGUAUUCCAGAUAUACCAAAUGACUUCCAUCGAAGUUCACCCAUAUAUAGAAUGCAAAAUAAUAUCGUCAAUCCUCUUGGCAAAAAAAUAGAAACGACAGAGCUGUAAUUGAACAACGAUCAAC
This is a messenger RNA of Apis laboriosa (Himalayan honeybee), 5710 nucleotides long. RefSeq names its product cadherin-23. Gene Ontology annotation, cellular component: plasma membrane; cell-cell junction. Gene Ontology annotation, biological process: homophilic cell-cell adhesion. Gene Ontology annotation, molecular function: calcium ion binding. The record is from RefSeq and is a predicted model, not a curated record. NCBI's taxonomy places the organism in Eukaryota, Metazoa, Arthropoda, Insecta, Hymenoptera, Apidae. The transcript is spliced from 23 exons. Bases 1 to 5694 code for a protein of 1897 amino acids.